AGUAUCAUCCAGUUUCUCUCUCCAACACCUUCUUCUGCUUCUGAUUCUGAUUCUGCGCAGUAUCAUCCAGUUUCUCUCUCCAACAACUUCUUCCUGCUUCUGAUUCUGAUUCUGCUUCCUCUCGAAGCAGCUAAAAAUGGAGCUCCGCGUUCUCCCGCAGCGCCCUCCACAUUGCUCAUCACACCUCGCCUCUCCAUUCACAUCCCCCAACUCAAUUAGGGAUCCGCCGAAGAAGGCGAAAUCGACGGCGGCCUUUCGGUGCCACUGCUCGAGCGAGUCAGAUUCGAAUUCGGCGUCUGUUCGGGUUCCUUCGGCCGACGACGGGAGGAGAUGGUUCGUGAGCCUUCUCGUUGCUUCUGGGCUAAGCAUGAACAACAGAGCUGAUGCAGUGUCUACCAGUAGAAGAGCACUUAGGAGUGCCAAGAUACCUGAGAGUGAAUUCACCACCCUACCGAAUGGUCUAAAGUAUUAUGAUAUAAAAGUUGGAGGUGGACCUAAAGCUGUGAAAGGAUCACGCGUCGCGGUACACUAUGUGGCCAAGUGGAAGGGUAUAACCUUCAUGACUAGUCGGCAAGGUCUUGGUGUCGGCGGCGGAACGCCCUAUGGUUUCGAUGUCGGCCAAUCUGAGAGAGGCAAUGUUCUGAAAGGAUUGGAUCUUGGGGUUGAGGGAAUGAAAGUUGGGGGCCAGAGAUUGCUGAUAAUUCCUCCCGAACUGGCAUACGGAAGUAAAGGAGUUCAAGAGAUUCCUCCAAACGCAACGAUUGAGUUAGACGUCGAACUGCUAUCGAUCAAGCAGAGUCCGUUCGGUUAAAGAGCUCAUGUUUGAGUUACUCUCACAGGACUGCCGUGAAGCUUGUUGAAGGAUGACAUCCUAACUCUAUUUCUGCGGUGAUUUUUGAACUUCCACCUGAUUUCUGCUACGCUGAUUUCCUUUUGCUCAAUUUUUGAUUAUUUCUUAAUACAAAGUGUGUAUACGCAUUUUGUUUCCUGUAUACAGAAGAUGUAAAGUUUAAAGAAUUAGAUACCUUUGCCAGGGUCUUCAAAAUGGAUACUUUUGAAACUAAAGGGAUCCCAAAAGGAGAUUCUUCUUGUCUUGCA
Messenger RNA from Ananas comosus (pineapple), 1098 nucleotides. Its product is annotated as peptidyl-prolyl cis-trans isomerase FKBP16-4, chloroplastic-like. The coding region runs from base 137 to 811 and encodes 224 amino acids. The record is from RefSeq and is a predicted model, not a curated record. The transcript has 10 exons. NCBI's taxonomy places the organism in Eukaryota, Viridiplantae, Streptophyta, Magnoliopsida, Poales, Bromeliaceae. Gene Ontology annotation, molecular function: peptidyl-prolyl cis-trans isomerase activity.